AUGGCGUCUUCGGAGAUCCUGUCGCAAACCCUGUACUCCAUCACCAACAUCAAGCUCGAUCAACUUGACAAGCAGAAGAACGAGUAUGAAUCGGCAAAGCGUGCCCUCCUCGACCGCGCCAGCGACGAGCCGGAGCCUAAGCGUCGCGCCCUCCUACUCGCCGAAGGCCUCGAGAAACUGCCAUCCAUGACUCCUGUCGCCGACAGCUCCACAAUCUCACUCGAAAAUCUGAAGCGUUUCAUUUUGCAGGCCAAGCAUGACCCCUCGGUCUCCCAAGACUUCAUCAACGACUACGAGCAGUCUCUGAGAAACGAACUGAACGUCCAGUCAGAGAAGUAUCGCUUCGCCGAGCUGUAUGGGAAGCUUGUGAACGAAUGGAUUUCGGCUGGAAAGGCCGACAGUACCUCCGACUCCGACACAGCAUCCAAUGCAGGUUCCGACGCCGUCUCCAGCUCAGGGUUUCUGCCCGUCGGUCGGGCAGAGUCGCACGAGCAGCGUGCGACGUGGGAGGACUGGGGUGUGCUGAUGCGAUCCGCCUUCUCUGACUUCCUGGCCGCCCCCGGUGUACCAAAGACGACGGUGCCGCCAAUGGACAAAGAAGAUGCCCGCCGGCGGAUGUUCUUCCUCAACACGCCUAGGUAUCAGAGUGCUAACGGCAGCGUACACCAAGACUUGGAUAGUCAUUACCGAGCCGAGGUGUUGCUCGACCAGUUGCCAGCGACCAUGGACGAGCAGCGUGGUGGAUACAACCAAGGGGAAGCAGCCGCAAACGACAGCAGGAAAUCUCACAUCAAGGUAGUUCAGAACCUUUUGCAUAUUCUGCAAACGAGCAUCAUCAUGAAGACCAGGCUCGGUCAGGACAUCACCGUCAUUCGUUCCGACUUCAAGUGGUUCGGCCCCAGCGUUCCGCACUCGUCCGUCUACGCGGUGCUCGAGUUCUUUGGUGUUGACACCGACUGGAUCGCGUUCUUCCGGAAAGCUCUGGAGUGUCCCUUACGAUUCGAAGAGGACCCCUGCGACGCGCAACCGCAGGUACGGAAGAGAGGCACACCACUCAGCACGCCGAUCGCCGACUUCUUCGCUGAAUCGAUGCUGUUCUGUCUCGAUUUUGCCGUGAACCAAAAGGCAGACGGUGCGCGACUCUACCGGCUGCAUGACGACAUGUGGCUCUGGGGCUCCGAACAGAGGUGCGUCGCCGCCUGGAGCGCCAUCACCGAUUUUACGAAGCUCAUGGGGCUGGCGAUCAACGAGGAAAAGACGGGCAGCGCCAUCAUCAGGCCGAAGUGGAAAGUCCCGACACCUCCAGGACUCAAGAAGGGACUGCCAAAGGGAAACGAAUCGCUCUUCCCCGGCGUCAGCGGCGGUGUUGGGGCGCGGCUCAAGCAGAUGAUCGCCGAGCGAUUCGGGGUGCAGGAUGUGCCGGACGGGUACCUGUACUUCCCCCUGUCGCUAGGGGGCCUGGGUCUGCAGAAUCCGUUUGUGCCCAUGUUUCUGCUGCGGGAGUCGGUGCUCGAGGAUCCGGGCAAGGUCAUGGACGACUACAUGACGGAAGAGGCGGCGCGGUACCGGGCAGCGCGAGCGGCAUUCGAGUCGCCGCACGACGACCUCGACGGGACCAACAGGAUGAAUCGGACGGUUGAGGAUCUGAAGCGCGACUACCCAGACCUCAAGAACGAGAGAUUCUUCAGCUACGACGAGUACACGCGAUACCAAGAGAGAACGUCACGGGCGCUGGGCAGGGCGUUUGACCAGUUGCGCAGGGAGCCUGAACCCGAGCCGCUGCGGGAGAUGGAGGAUGGCGUGUGCUCGGGGUCGGCAUGGCAGAAGCUGUCGGCGCAGGAGCGAUGGGUGUGCCGGCAGCACGCAAAGGACAUGGUGUCACGGUUCGGGGGCCUGGCCGUGGUCGAGCAGGGUCUGCUGCCGAUGGGCAUGAUGGGCAUGCUGAGGCAGAGCCGGUUCAAGUGGCAAGGGUGA
Verticillium alfalfae VaMs.102 is the source of this 1974-nucleotide messenger RNA. RefSeq lists its product as hypothetical. The record is from RefSeq and is a predicted model, not a curated record. The transcript is spliced from 3 exons. NCBI's taxonomy places the organism in Eukaryota, Fungi, Ascomycota, Sordariomycetes, Glomerellales, Plectosphaerellaceae. Bases 1 to 1974 code for a protein of 657 amino acids.